This is a messenger RNA of Vanessa atalanta (red admiral), 6970 nucleotides long. Its product is annotated as monocarboxylate transporter 13. The record is from RefSeq and is a predicted model, not a curated record. The transcript has 14 exons. Gene Ontology annotation, molecular function: monocarboxylic acid transmembrane transporter activity. The coding region runs from base 417 to 2792 and encodes 791 amino acids. Gene Ontology annotation, biological process: monocarboxylic acid transport; transmembrane transport. Lineage: Eukaryota; Metazoa; Arthropoda; Insecta; Lepidoptera; Nymphalidae.
GGCGCAAGGAAUGGUACUUUAUAACUCGCGUCAUGCGUGCCGUCCGUGUGUAAAUGUAAAACGAAACGUAUCACAGCGCUCGUAAGCUUGUAGUCUGUCAAUCCUUAUGCGCAAACUGUUCUAAUAAGAGUAGGGUUUAAUUUCAAUGUAUAAGUAAUAUCGAUAAAUUAAAAUUUAAUCAGAGAGUGUUACGAUUAUACCAAUAAAAAUUGUUAAUUUGUAGUUGAAAGUUGACGUUAUAGGGUGGUGCAUUUGAUAUAAGUGCUGUCAAAAUUAAAAUAAUAAACUUCAGUGUUAGAUGUUCAGAUGUUUGUAAUUCUAACAGUGAAUUAAAUAUUAAUCUCUCAAAUUGAAGCGUUUUGCUGCAGUGCAGUAUUUUUCAUUCAGUUAUUGAGAGAAGACUAACAAAUUCGAAGAUGUCUAAAGUGUCCCUCAAUAAUAUUCCUUCAAAUCCCCGUAUAAAUCGUCUACGAACAUUUUCAAGGACGGAAAGCGAAACAUCUUGUGAAGAAGCGGCGCGGCUAACCGCAGAGGGUGCUGAUGAUGAUGAUGAGGCCUACGACUAUGGAGAGCUACCACCACCGCCGGAUGGUGGAUAUGGCUGGGUGGUCGUGUUUGCUUCCUUCAUGUGUAACCUCGUAGUAGACGGCAUUGCAUACACCUUUGGAAUCUUUCUUCCUGAAUUAGUCACGUACUUCGGAGAAGGCAAGGGAACAGUCGCGUGGGUUGGCAGUUUACUUUCUGGAGUGUAUUUAGCGGCCGGGCCUGUGGUAUCGGCGCUAUGCAACAAAUACGGAUGCCGAGCGGUAUGCGUUGCCGGCUCGCUGGUGGCAGCAACGGCCUUUGUGCUUUCCACCUUGAGCAAAAGCGUCACCAUGAUGAUGAUUACAUACGGUCUUAUUGGAGGUAUGGGCUUUGGUAUGAUCUACCUACCAUCUGUAGUAGCGGUAGGCUAUUACUUCGAAACUCGUCGCUCCUUAGCUACGGGUAUAGCGGUGUGCGGUUCAGGAGUCGGAACGUUUAGUUUUGCUCCUCUAGCUGCUAUACUGCUAAAUGAGUUUGGUUCGUGGCAGAAUGCAAAUCUGCUACUUGCUGGAUUGAUUCUCAACUGUGCUGUAUUCGGAGCUCUGAUGAGACCACUCGUGUAUCCAAAAACAUCUGGCGAAAAACCAUUGUUACAAAGAAUGGCAGAAGAAAAGAGACUGCAAAUGGAAAGAGGCUCAAUAGGAGGCUCAUACUUCGUGGUGCAGUUACCUGAUGGUACUAUGGAGAAGAGAUUAAAGGCGCCUUUAAACAUAGAUCCUGGUGUACAUUCGUCCCUAAACUUAGAAGCUUUGGCAAGGGUACCCACCAUCCCUAACAUGCCAGGCGUACCCACGGUACCCACUCUCCCCACCAUAACUGAAGCUAGGGUCACAGAUGACAAUGGAGAAAAGAAGAAGAGCGAGAACGGCUCGGCGACGGCGCAGAUGCAGGCGGCCAUGUCGCGCAACGUGUCGUCGCCCGCCUUCAGCGCGCAGGCGCCCGGCCUGCCCAAGAACGGCUCCGUGCCCUUCUUCGACCGCCAGCGCAAGCACAGCUCCGCCGACAGGUCAGCCACCGAUAAGAGCGACAAGUCCGCAGAUAAGAGCGACAAGCCCGCGGAUAGAUUUAAACCGUCCUUAGCUGCAAUUAAAGCCACGUCCAAAACUUCGGUUAGCAGUCAUCGGAAUGAUAUGGAUGCGGAAAGCGGAGUGUAUAAUUCCAAGUUGUCGGUAGCGGCUCCACGGGAACCUUCUAGAAUAGUCCGACCUCUCUCGCGGAAAGACAUCUUCUACUCUGGAUCAGUCAUCAACCUACCGCAGUAUCAAAGUCAAAAGUCCCUACAGGGCUACAGAAAUUCUGUUCUGAGUUUGCCGCAGAGUAGACAAACCGGCGAUCUGGACAGACAAGAACAGUACGACCUGUGCCCGUGCCUGUCGCUGCCCAGCUCGUUCAAGUCGGCGCUGUCGUCCAUGCUGGACGUGAGCCUGCUGCGCGACCCCGCCUUCAUGCUCAUCGGCGUGUCCAACGUGUUCGGCAUGGCCGGCCUCUACGUGCCCUUCGUGUACAUCGUCGACGCCGCGCACCUCAACGGAGUGGAGCAGUCGCAGGCAUCGUUCCUGUUGUCAAUUAUUGGUAUCACCAACACCAUCGGUCGUAUCGCGUGUGGUUGGGUCGCCGAUUUCCCUUGGAUGGACUCGCUGCUACUUAACAACAUAUGUUUAGUUAUUGCUACUAUUUCAGUGGCGUUAACACCAUUCUGUUCUUCAUACGCGUCAUACGUUGCGGUCGCAAUCGCCUUUGGAAUAGCUAUAUCCGGCUACAUCUCGCUCACGUCCAUCAUCCUGGUGGACCUGCUGGGGCUGGACAAGCUGACGAACGCGUUCGGGCUGCUGAUCCUGUUCCGCGGCGCGGCGGCCAUCGUGGGCUCCCCGCUGGCGGGCGCCGUGUACGACGCCACGCACAACUACGACGCCUCCUUCUACAUGGCCGCCGCCUUCUUCCUCGCCGCCACGCUCACCUCCUUCGCCGCGCCCGCCUUCCGCAGGAAACCCGAGGAGAUUCAACAGCCGCUGGACGUGCUGACGCCGAUCGACGAGGACCUGGAGGAGGGCGAGGAGGAGGACCCCGACGACACGCCCAUCACCAUGGGCGCGCACCUCGCGUCGCGCCCGCCCGCCAUCACGCGCACCGCCGCCUCGCCCGACGAGCCGCCCGCGUCCGCGCCAGCGCCCGCUCCCGCGCAGCCGCAGCGUGAGAGCGUGCUCUGAGCUCUCCAUUCCUGUUUGAUCGGAGUCCCGAAAUUUAUGAACUCGACCCCGGUCGACAUUAUCAAUUGUUUAAUUCCGUACGGUAUACCUCAUUCGUUCUUCGACUAUGCAAAAUUUUACCCUAUACAGUUUGCGAAGAUAAUUAAUUAAUCUCAGUAAAUGUACAUUUGUAAUAAUCUUCCGUACGUGUACGUCCGAAACCUUAGCUAUAUUUAAAAGAAGACUGGUCCUGAAACCGAUUUUUUCCCAUUCGUCUCUGUCGGUCGACAGCUGAAACUGUAGGGUAUAUAAAAAAUAUAUAGAAUGUUAUAUGAUUUUUUGCGCUUGCGAUAAGACGUCGUCAAAAAUAAACCUAGGAGAUAGCGUAUAAUUAUUUAAAUAUACAGCUAGCAAAAGCAAAACGUGUGCUGAACUAAAGUUCUUCAUAAUUUUAAUGACGAUCGAGAUUUACAAUAUUUAACAUGUUGAAAAUUUAUCGAAUUGUCGCUGUCGAACGGCUCAAUUUAUGCUGGAGUUAUAUGAACUUUGUGUCACACACGACAAAAAUUGUCUCACCACAGUUGCCAAAAAGUUUUUAAAUGAAUAGUAAAUACAAACUGAAAUUGAGCACCUAUCAAGCUUUGGUGCAAUGUCUAUUGAUAAUAGGCACUUAAUAUAUAUCUUGUCAAUGUUUUAAGUCUACAGGCAGGUAAUGUUUAAAUAAUUAAGUUCGUAUUAUGUUGCUAUACUUUAAUAAUUUACAUUUAGUGAAAAAAAAAAACUAUCUAAAAAAUUAAAAAAAAAAUUAAGAAGUCUCAAAAUUGUCUUGAAAUAAAUAAAAUACGAUCUCAUAAUAAAGACAGUUUCAGGAUUUCUUAUUAUUAAAAUUGCAAUAAAUGAAUAUUUGAACUGCCAUUACUAAAAAUUUAAAUAUUUAUAAAUAAGUUAUUUAAUUCAUUUGAUUAAUCGUUCAAAUGUUCAAUAAAAAUAAUAUCAACUAUUAGGGUAUAAUUCAACACCAAAAAACAUACAGUUAAAGUCUUGUAAAGUAUUAUUUCUGGAAAAGCAAGAUAAUCAAAAUGGCUAUUAUUAUACAAUAAAAUAUAGCAAUGUAGUAAUAUAAUGUAUAGUAUAUUAAGAUAUAAGGUACUAAAUGUUAAUAUAUACAGUGUGUUAGAAAUAGAGAUUAUAAGUUUGAUCGUUUGUUUCGAGUGUUUAUAAAUUGAGAAAGUACGGCAAUCAUCAGUCUCCGCUACAAUACAAAUUAAAUUAAAAUAUUUUACAAUAAUAAUUAUUAUUAUAGUGACAAAAUAUUUGAGUGUUAAGUGCUUUUUAUGUUUGCUUAUGAGUUGUGCGAUGUUUUCAAAGAUGAGUAUAUUUUUUAAUUAUAAUAAUUUUAUAGUACUACAAAAUGUGAUGUAAUAUCGUACGAUAUUACAUCACACGGUUUAAGUUAUAGGCUAAAUACUCGAGAGCAAAAAAAUAUCACCAAGCCCCAAAUCCCGAAUAAACAUUCUUAAAUCCAGUGUGCCAUAUAUUUAAACAAUAAACAUCGCACAUCAUCUUUAAAAUAUAUAGGUUUUAAAUAUAAGAUAACUUUUCGUUGCGAAAGGAUUACACAUAGAUUUGUAAAAUGUACAUUAGUUUCUUCGUUACGAAAUACGCAACAGAAAACCUUAUUUGAUACCUCGUUUUGAUGAAAGGUCAACUCUGUAUAAAGCUAAUAUAGUAAAGAAAAAUAAAGUAGUUUGUGAGUCUCCAUUCGUAAUAAAAAUGUAGUAAAAUAAAAAUUAUUAGAUGUUAGGUAAUAUCAGCGGUUCGUACUCAAGAAGCAAUAACAAUAGUACUUAUAGUCUGUACUUAGAAGAUAAAAUUUCAAUUUUUUUUAUUUAUUUUUUUCAAAAUUUUGAUAUAAUUGGUUCAAAAAAUAUUAUAAAAUUAGAAAGAAUACGAAAUCUUUAAUACAUUGUAAAUAUUAUACUUGUAAUGCACAAUUGUAAAUAAACACAGGUAGAUGGAAAAUUAAAUAUAUAUUUAAAAUCUGUUUCCUAAUCUGUCGAUAUUUCCCCUAGUGUCGCAAAAUACUUAAAUUUAGCUCAUAUUUUGAGUCCUUAAUAUUUUAACUUCUUGUAGUAUUCAAAAUUGAACUUUAAUAUGUAGCACCUAAAAAUUAACGUAGAAUCAAAAUGGAGACUUAAAAUCUAUUAGUAACUAAUUACUUCGCUUUACAAAGCAGUGCUCAUAUCUUGUAUUUUAUUUUUGUUGCGAAUUGAGCUCGCAAUUUUAUUCGUAUCGACAAACUAUAUAAGCCAUUAACUGUAUACAAUGUUUACUCUCAAUGCUUCCAACUUCCAUGGCAGUGCGUGAGUACGCACACUCGUUGCCUUCAAUAGUGCUGUGAAAAUUGUGUAAAUGUAAACAUUGCCGUUUAGUGUUUGUUUCAAAUUUUUUUGCUCUUUCGAGUUUUCACUAACAAAAUUAUAGUAAAUCUUAUUCGAAAAUAUGUGUUAUUUAUCCCGCUAUGGUGAUAUAUGUAUAAAUUAUCAGACUAUUAUUUAACAUAGGUUAAUGAACUUCGAGCUUGGCUUUCUUACUAACGAGAGAGGUCACUUGGAACUGAGAUUCUUGGCCACUCUCAAGAACUAACAGCACUGUCAAUGGUAACUAGGAAUAAUGAAUUGCCAUAUUAUAUACAUAGUGUUUUAUUGCGUGUAUUCUAACAUAUAUUAUAUAAUACGCUAUUCGUCCUAAAGGUUUUACUCAAUUACGAAUUAGGAAUUUUUCAAUUUAUCGUGUGCCAUUGCUAAGAACAAUUCAUGUACAUACACGCAUUGUAACUAUAGAUUAUACAUACAUAAAUAUUAUACAUGAGUGAAUGUAACGCAGUCAAUUUUUUAUAACCAUUCGAUACCAAAUAUCUUUCAGUGUUAAAUAUAUUUUAAGUAUGUAUUUGUCAGUUUAUAAGCUUGACUAUUAUGUAUUGUCUUGCUAAACUGUAGUUUACUUAAUAAAAUAUGUAAAGAAUUGUAUAAAAAGUUCCAAAAGCGGCAGGCAAAUAUAAUAUAUUGUACGUCGUCGUUACUGGCGAGUGUAAAAAGGCAUUGAAGGCACGCCUCAGUGGAUCGUAUACCUAACCUUGUACUGGGUAUUAGAAAAAAACCUAUAUAUAAAUUAUAUACAUUUAUUUGUAUAAACAAUUUUAAUUUUAUUUUUAUUCGUUAUCAAUUUUCUUGUACCCAGUACCGAUAUACAUAUUUAUAUAUUUUGUUAAACAUAUUUUUAUGUCAAUAUAUUGCAUAAUUUAGCCGUUAAGUCUUAUUAGAAUUAGAGAAGAAAACUAGGCACUAGAUUUAUAUAGGAUAACAAAUUAUGUGAUAAAAAUGCUUAAUGAAACGAAAAAUAUAUAUUUCUUUUAUAACGAGCCUGUAAUAUUAUGUAGAUAAUUAAUGAUAUGUAAUGAUUUUUAAUGAAUAAGUUUUAAAGUGAACCAUGUAAUUGUAUAAAUUGUAUUAAAUAUUCAAAAAGUUAUUGAGUAACGUUAACUGUUGUUAUAGCUUUAUGUAAAAAACCAAAAGUGUUAUUAUGUUUUUAAGAGUGACAAACUAUUUAGGGAAGUGGUAGUAAUGAAAUGGCGUUUUUUAAAUAAGGAUAUAUAAUUGUUACAGAUGGAACUGUAUGGAUAUAAAAUAGUAAAUAAAAUAAAAUGUAUGUAUUGAAUUGAUUUGAAGUAUUUCGUUCUGAAACACCAAUUAUAAAUAAUUGUUAUAAUAUAAAAUGGUACAAUUUUGUUUUAAACGCUAGCUCUGCCGUUAGCGUAAUUGGCUCAAAAUAUUGAAUUUUUAUUAUAUUCCGUUCAGUAUUGGCUCAAAAUAUUUUUUUGCGAUCUUAAGAUGUUCACAUUUACGUCUUGCAUGAAUUACAUGAAAAAAAAAACUAUUUAAUUAAUCACUUCAAAAUCCAAACCCAAUAUAAAAAAAAGAAAAUACUUUUUGUUAAAUACGUUGUUUAUUUUGAGUGCUGAUUUUGAAUAAAUCAUAAUGCAAGAUUAAUUUGUAAACAACUUAGUUCGGCUUUGAAAUAAUAAUGCUUGUAAGAGAAUGGCUCAGCGCUUUGCACACGGUACAAGUCCUAGCUGUUGCUAAUGUUGUCCACCGAAUGUUUUGUAAAUAACAGAUUCAUUAAAUGAUAAUGAUGACUUA